UUAAGCUAAAAAGGGCCAAAGAUGCCCGAAUCUUAGUUAAUUGAUGGUUAUAUCACGUGCUUUUUCAAUUCAAUGAGAAUACAGCGACAAAAAUCAAAAACAGUAAAACAACGGUUUUUAGACAAAUAUCUUUUUAUGAUUUAGUAGAGAGAGAUGGAAAAAAACAUAUACUAUUACAUAUUUAUUUUCUGUUUUUAUUAUACCCUUUAUAUUACGACAUUUCAAAUGCAGGAAAACUUUGCAUGUAUACCAAAAACACUAAUUUCAUCAUUCAUUACGUAUACACAAUGACACGUGAUUGCGUAAUAUUUCAAGGAACAAUAAUGUCAUUCGUAAAGUGUAAUCGCAAUCAGUCUAAGACUGAUUUAGCUUAGCGAAAAUCCGUUUAAAAGUUUUUUAAAAAAUAAAAAAAAUUCCCGAGUUUACCCAGACUCCGUUCGAAAGAGAUUUAAAAAUAGUAACUCGACCCCAACCAGAUAAAAGUUUAUAGACCUUCCCUGACAGAGAGGUAAAGGCAGACGAUAACAUAAGGACUUCGCUCCAUCAAUUCCAGACUCAGUACCGGAUGUAACAUCGCCAGUUAUUCGCCAAAUUACUUCCCAGUUCCUUAAAUGUGGUAUCUGCUUGGAUAGGUACGAGAAUCCUAAGGUGCUACCAUGCCUACACACAUUCUGUGAGCGCUGCCUGGUUCGGUACAUGCCCCCUGAGAGCCUCACCCUCUCUUGUCCCGUUUGUCGCCAACAAUCCAUAGUUCCCAGAGCUGGAGUACCCGCCCUACAGACCAACUUCAUCAUUAGCAAUCUCAUGGAAACCCUUGAUCAUCCAUCAAAAUGUCACAGGUGUGCGAUGCAGCCAUCGGCAUCCAAGUGCGCGGAAUGCGAAGGCUUCUUAUGCGAAGACUGUUCCAGGUGCCAUCAGAUUGAAGACGCCACCAGAAACCACAAGCUUUUAUCUUUGAGCGAGAUAGCCCUUCAAGAGAAGCAAGGCUCUCUGAUGUGUCCGAAGCAUGAUUCUCAGACACUGCGCUUCUACUGCCGAGAAUGCGAGACAGCAAUCUGCGUUACCUGCACAGACAUAGAGCACAAGGGCCACCUUACCAUCAGACUGCGAGAAGCUGUAAAUGACCAGAAGGAAAUGCUGAGCAACUUGCUGGACAACGUCGAAGAAAAAAUCCCCGUUGUUGAGAAAGCUAUCGAUCUAGUCACAAGCAUUAUCACAUCACUGGAUGACGCACAUCAGUCAGCUGCCAACGAAAUCGAUAUGUGCUUCAACUUACUCCUCGAAAGUGUCCACAUGAGACGGAGCGAAAUGCUUGGCCAGCUCGAGGAUACCUACAAUGCCAAACGCCUCGUACUAGACAACCAAAAAAGCCUGUUGCAGUAUUGCUUGGAAACUCUGAGUUCAAGCUGCGAGUUCACCAAAAAAGCCCUUGAACACGAGAAUGAUGCCGAGUUCCUUUUAGUCAAUAAACAAGUAUCUGAUAGACUUCGAGAGUAUUCUGUGAUGCAAGUCAAAAGCAUGCCAGAAGAAAACGACUAUCUAGAUUUUGAAGACAACACUUCAAGCAUGGCCAGAGAAAGUAUUCAAAUGUGUGGUGCCAUUAGAACUUCUCACGCUGUUGCCCUGGAAACCACCGCAACGGGAGAAGGCCUUAAGCAGAGCACUGUUGGAAAACCGACUCUGGUCAACCUGAUAACCAAAGACCUCAAAGGCGAGAUUGUAGCUUCCGAUGCAGUCGAUUUCAAAGUAGAGAUCACUUCCAGCAACUACAUCGCCCCUUGGACAAUCAAACCGGAAAUGUCUGACCAGAAAAACGGCAGCUACGAUUUACUUUACACUGUGCCGAAAGAAGGACUUUACACUUUGUCCAUCAAGCUUUUUGGCUUUCCCAUCAAAGGAAGUCCGUUCACUGUAAAAGCAUUUCCUGAGGAAGAAAGCUCUUCCAGUGACCGUCCGGCCAACUCCAAGAUACCCCGGACGACUGGUGUUCGGCAACGAGGCAAUCGAAGGCCUUCCAGUUACCGAUCCAGUAGUUCGAAUCGUUGGAGUAUCCCAAUCGAGGAUGAAUUCGACCUCGUCCUCAGAGUUGGCAAGAAGGGCAAAAAUAAAGGUGAAUUUGCGAAUCCACAAGGAGUGUGCUGCACACAUGAGGGAAAGAUUGUUGUGGCGGACAGUAACAAUCAGGUGGUUCAGGUGUUCUCUACGUUGGGAGAGUUUAAGAUGAAGUUUGGUGUGAGAGGAAGAGGACCUGGGCAGCUUCAAAGGCCAACGGGUGUUGCGGUCAGUACAACUGGCAACUAUGUUGUGGCCGAUUAUGAAAAUAAGGCUAUUUUUAUAUAUGACUGCAAAGGAAAGUUCUUGAACCGAAUUGGUUAUGGGAAAAUGCUUGGUCCAAAAGGAGUUGUUGUGGACAGAAAUGGACACAUAAUUGUGGCAGAUAACAAAGGAAAUUGCGUACUUAUUUUCCAAGAAAAUGGCAAACUACUCCAUAGGUUUGGUGCUCGCGGAAGUAACAAUUCGAAGUUUGCUGGGCCUCACUACGUAGCCAUCAAUAGUAAAAACCAUCUUGUUGUUUCUGAUUUUCACAAUCACAGCAUCAAAGUGUUUGAUGAGGAAGGCAACUUUCUUUAUUCGUUUGGGUCGAAUGGUGAAGGCAUCGGUCAAUUCAACGCUCCUACUGGUGUGGCUGUUGAUGGUCAAGAUAACAUCAUUGUAGCAGACUGGGGCAACAGUCGAAUACAGGUAUUUGACUGCAACGGUUCAUUUCUUUCUUUUGUGAACACAAAUGGAGAACCUUUAUAUGGACCACAAGGUUUAGCCCUCUUUGCAGAAGGAUAUGUUGUAGUAGCUGAUUCUGGAAAUCAUUGCCUAAAAGUAUACAAAUAUCUCCAGUGAAAUAUCAAAGUUUGCUGUUAUUCUAAUUUUAGUGAUCAGAUGUUUUCACAAAACAGCAAGAUUUCCUGAAAAGAACAUUUUCCAUAAAGACUGUGAAUUUUACAUACAUCAUGUUUGCAUAAAAAAAAUUCAAAUAUAGUGAAAUAUUUCUUUUUUUGCUAGUCAUAAUCUAAAUAUUUAAACCAAUUAACCACCCUUUGUAAACUACAUAUUUGUGAUUAUAUAUUUCUAUUUUAUUUUAUCAUUUCAUUCUAUUCCUUCCUUUUUUUUAAAGCAAAAUGGAGUAUUUCUUUUAGCUGCUAGUUUUAUUGCGUUUAAAAACUUUUCAUGUCAUAUUACCAUCACUCUGUGCCAAUCAUGUUAAGAGUUACUGAUUAAGAAUCUCAGAGAAGUGUUUACUUAGAAGUCUAAAUUCGCCAAAGUGGUAAAACUGUAAUUGUUAACUGUAACUAUAAGUAAUUGUUUUGCUAAAAAAAACUACUAUCAAUUUAGGAAGAAAAAAAACAAUAAAAUCUUUGAAUUGUUAGAUUUCAGCUAUUUUAGUGAAUUACAAAGCAUAAAGCUGAUAAGCAUUAGAAUAGCGUCUCAAUUUUUUAUCAGAAGAGUUCACAAUAUUUGCAUUUAUAUAGCUCCCUUUAUAUAAACUUGUUUAAAUGUGGAUUCACAAAAUGUAUUGACAUAAUUAUCCAUUGACAUAAUUAUCCAUCGACACAAUUAUUUAUUUUACUUAAAAAAAAGUGUAGAUUUACAAAAUGUAUUGACAUAAUUAUCCAUUGACACAAUUAUUUGUUUUACUUAAAAAGAAAGUGUAGAUAUACAAAAUGUAUUGACAUAAUUAUCUAAAUGUAUUGAUAUAAUUAUAAAUUAUGACAAUUAUUUAUUUUACUUAAAAAGGAAGUGUGGGUUCACAAAAUGUAUCUAAAUGUACUGACAUAAUUAUCCAUUGACAGAAUCAUUUCUUUUACUUUCGAAAUACGUGAACAUAUUUAAUAUUUGGAUUUGCAGAAAACGAUGCCACAAUUAAUCUUUUUUUUUAAAAAAAUGGAGGGCUUCGAUUGAAAUAUAAGUUCAUUUUCCUUCAUAUUGCUAAACUACAGAGUGACUCAAAAUUAUCUUUAAAGCCAGUGACACCUAAAAUAUACAUGUUCUUUAGCUAGCAUGCAUCUAGGUUAUAAGUAAAACUUUAGCUGAAGUAUAAUACAAACAAUAAUAUUGUUUUAAAUGCUGUUUUCUUAUGAGCAUAAACGUUUCACAAAUUUUUGUGAACAAACUUGUCUGAUUGUUGCCAGAGCUUCGGAUGAUUUUGAGAAAAUUCUUUGUCUUAGUUCCAGGAUAGAAAUGGUCUAUCAUUUCAAUUUAUCAAACGAGCAAAUCAAAUAAAAUACUGUCAAAAUGCAAAUGUUAAUUGAAAAAUUUCAUUUGCUGUUGAAACAUGCAAUGAACUUAGGUAUCUUAUUUAUUUUAUGGGCCUCUGUAUGCUGAAGAAAGAUAAUUAUGAGACAAUCUGUACUUGAAAUUGUGUUUUGUUAGAAAGUUUUUGCCGACUUUCAUCGUUAAAACAAUGGAUUUUGCCAGUUUUGUAUCGAAUUUGCUUACUAUGUUACUUUCGAAGUUUUGUAUGCAAAGUUUUGGCAAAUUUAGAAUGAGCAUUGAAACAAUGUUAAAAAAUGGAUUUGGCCAUUUUGAAGCAAAUGUCUUUUUGUUACUUUCGAUGUUUUGUUUAGAAGGGUUUUUUUCAAACUUAAAAUGAUCAUUACCAGAGAAAAAAAGUAUGGUCAAAACAGAAUAUGGUAAAAUUUACCUUGUUUCUGGCUCUAUGGGAAAACCAGAGAGCUUGAUAAUUUUUGCCGAGGCGCUUUGGUAAUAGCUUAGGCAAAAUCAUAACACUUUACAGCAUGACAUGAGAACCAUUUAUUCGAUAAAAUUUUGUAUUUUUACUAAAUGUGUGGUAAUCAAAACAAUAAUUUUGAAAACCAGAAUUUUCGAUAAUCCGCUAUCUUACGAACGGAAAAAUUAAUGAAUGACUUAAAAACCAUACAUCUUGUUUUUAUUAACCGGAAUUAUGUUUUUUUUAGCAAAAAUGUCAUCACCAUACAGUACGAUAAUUUUACCAAAUUUUUUUCCUGAGUGUAAAAAAUCAAAUGUAAAAAAUAAUGGACUAGGCCAGGUUUGAACAAAAGAAACUGAUAGAAACAUUCUUUUAUAUUAUUUCUUUUUCUCGUUUAUACAUUUUUAAUAAACGAGUAAAAAGAAUUAUGUGAAACUCGAAAUCAGAAGUUUGUUCUCCUAUUUCCAAUUUUUUCUUUUUUUUUUCGAACUUGGCCUUUUUUAAUCUAAGCCUUUCGAAUACUAUAAAUACAAGGAUACACACCUAAAUAAUUUAUUUUAAUCACCUACAGAAGGUACAAAUAGAAAUUUGAGCUUAUGUGCAUUUUUUAUACAUUUCAUAGAGAAACUCGCUGCUAACAGCUUAUCUGAGCUUUGCAGAACAGCUUAUUUUCCUUUAGGGGUCUUUCGAGAUUUCUUACGAAUUUAAAACAUUAAACUUUGAUAGCAUAUAAUCAACGCUUUUCAAGCAAUUUUUUAACUUUGAAAAAACUUAUAUAAUUAAAAAACCGCUGUUUAUUAGCUACGUCGUUUUUUAUUGUUUAAAUUUAUCUUUCAAUCAAUUUAUAAUAAUGAAAUUUAUGUGAAACUUUUUAUUAUCUUAUUGUGAAAACUUAUUCUUACAGUUAUACUCGCGUGAUCUUUCAGCAACAACUUGCAUAAUUGUUGCUAGAAUAGCAAUUUGUAGAAAAUUUUUGAAACUUUGUAAUGAUUUUGGUGAAGAAAAGAAAAUACACAGCAGCAUUAAAUUUUGUAAAAUAAAAUAUUAUCCAAUAUUACAAGCUAAUUUAGCGUCUCAACAAAACAGACAAUGUUAGAUAUCAGUUAAAAGUUUUUCAUUAACUAAUAAUACAUUAUUAGCUAACAGAAGUAAUAUAAAAACGUCGUUAUUGAGUAAAUAAAGUAUCUCAGUUUGUCACGUUUUGAGCAAAAUAAAACUUUUAAUAGAUAAAGUGUAAUAUCUAACAUUGUCAUAAGUGGACAAUGUUAGAUAUCAGUUAAACCUAUUUCAUUAAUUAAUAAUACAUUAUUAGUUUCAGAAAUGAUGAAAAGCCACGUCGUUAUCUAGUAAAUAAAGUAUCUCAGUUUGUCACGUUUUGAGCAAAAUAAAACUGCUAAAGGAUAUUAAAUAUUUCUUAUUUAAAACUAGAUUUGUUUAAACUUAACAUUUUGUAUCCAUAGUUAUUAUGAUUAUUAUAAGCUUUAAAUUCUGAGAAGGUAACUUAAUUUCUUUCUCUCCCCUAUAAAUUAUUGCGCUAUAAUUUUGUUUUCAUGCUUUUGAGGUUGCUCAACGGAAGAAUUAGGUAGGCAAAGGAUUUGUUAUUCGAUUAUUAGCGUAACAUCAGGGGGCUUUUGGUGGGAUUUAAUCUUAAAUGAUCCGAAAAUAAUACUGGAACAUGCUUGAACUAUGUAGUUUUUAGUUAGUAGAGAACUUGAUGGUAAUCAUCCCAUGGUCUCCGCACCAUGCUUCUCAACCGCGCAUGAACUUUUUCUAUAUCUGAAUCUGCUAUAAAAAUUAUCAUUAGAGUGGAAAACGAACAACUAAGACAUUAUCAGAGAAAGCGUAAUCCAGUCACACCAGCUGCUUAUACACACCCGAUCUUUGUUCGAACUUAGAAUCGAACUUGCGACUUUUUUCUUUCUGUUAAAAUGUAAGCUGUGCUACAAGUUAUCUCACUGCCACCGCUUCGAAAAAAAUCAUGAACCAAUAAAAGGAGAAUGAUUGAAACAUUAACUUAAAUUAUAUUACACAAAUGUAAAAUACAAUAUGUAAUAUGACCAAAAAAUAUAAUAUUAGGGUUUUUAAAAAAUAUUAAACAUUUCAUAACUGUAGCUAUAGAGAUGUCCAACUUACCAGGCUGAACUGGAUCAGUUGACCUUCAGCAAUCCAUCAAAUGUUCGCGUCUCCUGGUUGCUAAUGGCAACAAUGCGUUUUCUCAGCUCUUGUUUUAUUGGCAACCAAUUGAUGUAGGUGACAUCUCUAUUUUUCGAUUUUAUUAGGGAAUUUUUAAGUAAGAGGCAAAUAUGCUCAAUGGCUUUGUGGCUCAUUGAUGAUUUUUAAAGCUUUAUUUGUCUAUCUUAUGAUUUGUGGAUAUCCAUUUGUUGUUUUCUGUUGAACAACAUUAAUUGAUUUCUACCAGUGUAAAACAUGCACAUAGAGAAACCCCCUUAUAUUGUGCCAUAUUUAUUCACUAUGUGUUAUUGAUUUAAAAAGUUUUAGCAAACAUAGAAACUGACAGACUGCUCAAACAUGAUGUUGUCCAUAUAAUUUUGACAUUUUAUGUAGAAAUAGCUGUGAUAUUUGAAAAUGUUUCUGAUUGCAUCGCUUGUGUUUCUGCUUUUGUACAAACAGAUGCAAAGGCAACAUUAUUCUUGUAUAUAUUAUAUAUAUAUGACUGAAUAAAAUAUGUUUCGAAAUA
Molecule: messenger RNA, 7421 nt
Organism: Parasteatoda tepidariorum (common house spider)
Lineage: Eukaryota; Metazoa; Arthropoda; Arachnida; Araneae; Theridiidae
Product: tripartite motif-containing protein 2
Biological process (GO): protein polyubiquitination; proteasome-mediated ubiquitin-dependent protein catabolic process
Molecular function (GO): protein binding; ubiquitin protein ligase activity; zinc ion binding
Source: RefSeq, a predicted model, not a curated record